Molecule: messenger RNA, 2102 nt
Organism: Bacillus rossius redtenbacheri
Lineage: Eukaryota; Metazoa; Arthropoda; Insecta; Phasmatodea; Bacillidae
Exons: 6
Coding region: 82-810 (242 amino acids)
Source: RefSeq, a predicted model, not a curated record
CGCGCGGGAACCACACGCGCCUGGUCGGAAGGAGGGGAUAUCGCCGCCCCUAUUGCCUGGCGAGAGAGCGUCCGUCAGACCAUGGCGCCCGCGCGUACGCUGCUCCGCCUGGCCGCCCUGCUCUGCACAGCGUGGCGCGCGGCGAGGGCGGGCGGCCAGGACGACUGCGAACAGCCGCGCCUGGAGGAGUGCACUCAGCCCAUCGCGCUGCUGUCGGGCAACGCAGAGCUGCGCUUCGUCGCCGGCAAGGAGGAGCUGGACCGGCGCUGCCUGGAGUUCGACGCCGGCCUGCGCUGCAUCGAGAACCACCUGCGGCGCUGCAUGACCCCGGACCAGCGCACGCACUUCAACCACCUCUACUACGACAUCUACGAGAUCAUCCGGGAGAUCUGCCGCGAGGGCUUCUACCAGACAGAAUACCUAAGGCAUGCGCCAUGCAUGAAUCAAGUGGAACCCGAGAACGAUAAGUGCACUAAAGCCUAUCAGGAAAAAAUCCAUUCCCUGGAGCAACAGCAACAGAUGAACCUGACAAACUCGGAAAAUGAGAAACAACUUCGUAAACUAUGCUGUUCUUUCCAGGAAUUUCUCCAGUGUUCGCAAGCUGUGGUUCAGUUGACGUGUGGCGACGAGGCAGCUAACUUCACGAGUCAUUUCCUGGACAAGAUGUCAGCGUCUUUAAUUCAGGUACACUGCGAGAGGUACGUGCCAGGGUCCCAGAAGUGCGCCGGGGAUAGCGCGAUGGCUUCGAGGAGUUCCGUGGCGGUGUUCCUCCUCCUCGUCCUCACCGCCCGCAACGAACAACGCACUUGAGAGCAGUCCAGCGACCCGGGCCGUCCGCGGACCACCGACGGCGAACCCCUCGAGCAUCUCGAGAAAACGUGGCUUCGCCGGACGACGUUGAUCACCGCGAAUCUCACGUCCCAAUCAGGCAGAAGAACCAGCAGGUGCUUGGAGCGGCAGUGCGCGAUCGGACGAAAGUGCUGUCGACACUCUUUCCCUUCCCAGAGCACGUAAGAGUUUUUUUCCAAGCGUGCGACACAGAACUCGAUGGACAGUUUCCAGUCACUUGAGUUUUACUGUUCUUCCUUCGUCGGUGUCUCGGUGAACGAACCACCACCCGAGGAAUAAAAAUUAAGUUUUAAUGUUUUCUGGCAGCAUUUUUCCCUUCUGUUAGCACUUUUAGGUGGUUUGUGUUUGCGGAUCUCACACUGAAAAUACACACCUGCGUAAAACUGCGAGUGUAAAUAGUGGCUUGUAGAAUGGAAAAAAAAAAUCAGUCAGUAGGAACGAUCCCGAGGACAACGUGGUUUUUGUGUACAAAUCAAAACUCUGCAUCAAAUUCCGCAAAGCAAAAUAUGUAAUUUUUUCGUGUCUGUUGCAGUGUGGCAGUAUCUCUUUGAGCAAUUCUCUUCAUUUAUUCACACGUAAAGAUAAUUUUAUGUCAGGCUGGCUAUAGGUGAGUGAAACCUCGCCUUAAAUAUAAGCACCUCCUUCCCCCCGGCGUUUUACCACUUCCCUUACCAUAUUCUACGUGCAGUUCAUACUGAAAGAAGAAAGUCAACUUCUCUUAUGAGGACGCUUGAACUAUGUAGUCGAAAAUCUGUAACGAACUUUUAUGGACACAGAAUUUUAAAAUGCAGUGUCUUACCUAAUCAUGUACUUGUACAUAAAAAUAUACUGACAACUAAUUACACAUAACAUUUAUAUUAGUAAAUUUAGUUCAAACCAAAAUAGUGUUAAAUAAUAUGUAAAUUUGUAAGAAGUGUGGUGAUUCCAGAAAGGAAGAUUAAAUAAAGUCUAAAGCCUGUUGAUUCUUAAAAUGAACUCCAUAUGAUGGGAACAUUUUGUAAAAGUGAUUUUUGUCCAUAGCUGUACAAAAUUCUAUUUACACGUAGCCUGUCUUAGAUAUGUUCCAACUGUCAACGUGUUAAGUAAAUAAUUUCAUACUUACACACUUUCUUGGCUGAACGAAAACGUUUAGCUAUAGAUAGACGUGUUUACAUUAGCUGAAAUGCACUAUAAGUUUGUUUAGUAUUGAUACUUUUAUGUAUUCUAUACAUGUUUAAACACUAAGAAAGAAUUAUAAUGCUGUUGUGUGAAUA